GAACGAACCGCGUCGGUCCGUCCCUCCAUACACGCGUCGCAUCCCCGCUACGUUCACUAUAAAAGACUUGAACGAAACCUGCCGCGCGCUAUUACAAAAGUGUCUUUGUGAUUUUUCCUGCCGUAGUUUUUUAAAUCAUCAAUUAAGAUGCACGUGUGGUUGGUGGCGGCCUGCGCGGCGGUGCUUGCAGCAUUGGCGACAGCGCAAAAGCCUGGACGGUUUCUCUCCCUCCCCAAUCCUCAAAAAUGCGCAAGCAGACCAAAGGAGUUCUUCUACCGUGGCCACAACUACUUCUACAGCGGCCAUGUCCCCGAGCUAGCCAACAGGAAGGUCGACUGGUUGGACGGCCGCAACAUCUGCCGCGAGUACUGCAUGGACCUGGUGUCAAUGGAGACGCAGGAAGAAAAUAAUCUAAUCUUCAAACUUAUCCAGCAAAAUGACGUCCCAUACAUCUGGACAUCUGGCCGUCUUUGCGAUUUCAAAGGAUGCGAAUCGCGUAAGGAUCUCGAGCCUAAAAACAUCUUCGGAUGGUUCUGGUCUGCCAAUCGUGAAAAGAUCGGAGCUACUAACCAGAUUCCCAACGGCUGGGGCUACAACCCAUGGUCCCAAACCGGCCACAAGAAGCAGCGUCAACCCGACAACGCUGAAUUCGACAUCAACGGAACAACAGAGUCGUGUCUCUCCAUCCUCAACAACGUAUACAAUGACGGCAUCGCGUGGCACGACGUGGCCUGCUACCACGAGAAACCGGUAGUGUGCGAAGACUCUGAGGAACUCCUCAACUAUGUCGCCAGUACUAACCCUGGCAUCCGUCUGUGAUCCAACACAAUCUAAACAUAAGCUCAUAUAUAUUUUCAUUUAGAUCAACUCAGAAUUAAGCUCGCUGCAUACGUAACGUGUUUAAUCCCGGACAGGACAACAACUUUUGAAAUAUGUAAUACACAUGAAAUUGUAGGUAUAUGUCAGCGUAAAAUUGUAAAUAGGUACCACAAGAGUUAGCUUUUAGCGAUGUUCUGUGGUAAUUACCGAUAGUUUAAAAUCUCGCGAGAUAGUGACCUGUCGAUAGAUUCCCCUCCACGAAUGAAGUCCCGCGGCUAAACCUGAACUAAAAUUGACAGCGCCUUAAACAGAUGACACUAGGACUGCCAUUACCAGAGACAAUGAGCGCCAUUAAGACAUUAGCACCGCAUCUACGGGAUUUGUUUCGUGGCGCGGAGUAUAGAUUGUGAACUCCUAUGAACCAAAUUUUGAGUGGCUCAGAAACCAAUGGUUUAGGUUAGGUUAGGUUUUUUUUUUAUUUGUGUUUGUACACAUAAAAAUUAUUAAAUUCCGUGAAAUCUACCUAAUUAACACGUUAAAUUGUAAGCAGUACAUAUGUUGCGGUUCACAAUCUAUCGACAGUUUAUAAUCUCGCGAGAUAGAUUAUAAUCUAACGGUGUUUACAAUUUUUAUUUUAUAUAUACAUCUUUUUCACGUCACGUCCCGUCGCCGACCCGUCUACGUCCAAAAACCCGUUGCGUAUGCAGCGACCUUAACUUCAAUGAUGGUGGAGAAAGCUACAUUUACACUGUGCGAAUUUCUGUUACUAGGUACAUCUAAAUCAUAGUAAAAAUCGGGCGACUUAGCUGAAACAUACUUUUAGUAUCAUUAAGAACUAACAAACAAAUUAAUUUUAUUGGUGAUCGCCCGACUAUCAAUGUAAUACUGAAAUAUCAUUACAAAUGAGGUACUACUAGUAAAUACUAUUGUAUUAUUUCUAUCGACUGUUUUUAAUCCAUUGUAAACCUCAUCUGUAGAUAUUUUGCUUUUCUAACUAAAAUAAGAUACGCUGAAAAUAGUUUGUUUACUAGUUUGUCAUUAGAAAGACCAAUCAAAUGAUGUCUUAAACUUUGCCACAACAAAAAACAUAUCCCGAUUUUUGUACCAAAAAGUACCAUAUUAUAUGCAAGUAAGUAUUUAUCUAAGUGCAAGUGAUAAUGUAGCUUCAUUUCAUCUAACAAUAACUUUAAUAGUUUACUUCAAGCACCAUAUUUUAUGAAGCACCAUACAGAGGACUUGCCAUACUCCCUACAUAUUAUAGCGAUCUCUCACACGCACUGCCUUCCCGUCGUACAAUAUCUGUACAGAAUAGCAUAAGUUUAAGUAAGUUAGUAAUAUUAUUUACAUAAGGGAUGAUUUCCAUUUGUAUAUAAAAUAAAAAUACAAAAAUAAUA
Messenger RNA from Bicyclus anynana (squinting bush brown), 2213 nucleotides. RefSeq lists its product as uncharacterized. The record is from RefSeq and is a predicted model, not a curated record. The transcript is spliced from 5 exons. Bases 148 to 819 code for a protein of 223 amino acids. NCBI's taxonomy places the organism in Eukaryota, Metazoa, Arthropoda, Insecta, Lepidoptera, Nymphalidae.